ACCUCGGAGAGCGGCCGGCGCAGGGAAGGAGGGGAGGGAGGGUCUGACAGACUGACCAGACCCCGAAGCAGCCGACGGAGGGGGGGGUAUAGUCGGGACCGUACCGGACGCUCCCUACCCCCCUCCCUUUUUGGACACCCCUUCCCCCUUCCCCGGGACCCUCGGGCUAGGCAGCGUCGUCUGAGGAAGUAUCUAAAAAUGAAGAAGUUUAAUUUCCGCAAAGUUUUGGAUGGUUUAACUGCCUCAUCCCCUGGCAGUGGCAGCAGCAGUAGUGGUAACAGUGGCAGCGGGACUGGAGGUGGCUCCAUCCAGCCUGGAGGGACUGCAGGGAUUCUCAGAGAAGAGAUACAGGAAACCCUAACUUCGGACUACUUCCAAAUUUGCAAGACAGUCCGGCAUGGGUUUCCUUACCAGCCCACAGCUUUAGCCUUUGAUCCAGUCCAGAAAAUUUUGGCUAUUGGAACAAGAACAGGUGCUAUAAGAAUAUUGGGCAGGCCUGGUGUUGAUUGUUAUUGCCAACAUGAAAGUGGUGCAGCAGUACUGCAGCUUCAGUUUUUAAUAAAUGAGGGUGCUUUGGUCAGUGCAAGUUCAGAUGAAACACUUCAUUUAUGGAACCUUAGGCAAAAACGGCCAGCCAUUCUACAUUCUCUUAAAUUUAACCGAGAACGAAUUACUUACUGUCAUCUACCUUUCCAGAGUAAAUGGCUCUAUGUUGGAACAGAAAGAGGAAAUACACACAUUGUAAAUAUUGAAUCUUUCAUUCUUUCUGGAUAUGUUAUCAUGUGGAACAAAGCAAUUGAACUAUCCACAAAGACCCACCCAGGUCCAGUUGUACAUUUAAGUGAUAGUCCAAGGGAUGAAGGGAAACUCUUAAUAGGUUAUGAAAAUGGAACUGUGGUGCUCUGGGACUUGAAAUCAAAAAGAGCAGAACUGAGAGUUUAUUAUGAUGAGGCUAUUCAUUCAAUUGAUUGGCAUCAUGAGGGCAAACAGUUCAUGUGCAGCCAUUCAGAUGGCAGCUUGACUCUGUGGAACCUGAAAAGUCCAAGCCGUCCCUUCCAGACCACAAUUCCACAUGGAAAAAGUCAGAGAGAUGGAAGAAAGCCUGAGUCUUGUAAACCAAUUCUUAAAGUUGAGUACAAGACCUGUAGGAACAGUGAGCCAUUUAUAAUCUUUUCUGGUGGACUGGCCUAUGACAAAGCUUGUAGAAGACCAAGUUUGACCAUCAUGCAUGGAAAAUCAAUCACAGUUCUUGAAAUGGAUCACCCUAUUGUUGAGUUUCUAACUCUGUGUGAAACACCCUACCCAAAUGAAUUUCAAGAACCUUAUGCUGUAGUAGUGCUUCUGGAGAAAGAUCUAAUUGUAGUUGACCUGACACAAAGCAAUUUUCCGAUCUUUGAAAAUCCUUAUCCCAUGGACAUUCAUGAAUCACCAGUUACCUGCACAGCGUAUUUUGCUGACUGUCCUCCGGAUCUGAUUCUAGUACUCUAUUCAAUAGGAGUUAAGCAUAAAAAGCAAGGAUACAGCAAUAAGGAGUGGCCAGUCAGUGGAGGGACCUGGAACAUUGGGGCACAGACAUAUCCAGAAAUUAUUAUUACAGGUCAUGCAGAUGGAUCAAUAAAGUUUUGGGAUGCUUCUGCAAUAACUCUUCAGAUGCUAUACAAGUUAAAAACAUCAAAAGUUUUUGAAAAACAGAAGAUCGGAGAUGGAAAACAAACAUCUGAAAUUGUAGAGGAGGAUCCUUAUGCUGUCCAGAUGAUUUAUUGGUGUCCAGAGAGCAGAAUAUUCUGUGUAGCAGGAGUCUCUGCAUAUGUCAUUGUUUACAAAUUCAGCAGGCAUGAAAUUACUACUGAAAUAGUGUCAUUAGAGGUACGACUUCAAUAUGAUGUUGAAGAUAUCAUUACUCCUGAACCAGAAACAAUUCCUCCGUUUCCAGAUCCCUCUUCCCAGCUUCCUUCUUCGAAGAGUCUUUCAGGGAGUACCAACACUAUAGCUAGUGAAGGAGUGACAAAGGACAGUAUCCCUUGCCUCAGUGUUAAGACACGACCUGUUCGGAUGCCUCCAGGUUAUCAAGCAGAACUUGUUGUUCAAUUGGUGUGGGUAGAUGGUGAACCUCCACAACAGAUCACUAGUCUCACUGCAAGCUCUGCCUAUGGCAUUGUUGCAUUUGGGAACUGCAAUGGAUUGGCUAUUGUGGAUUUUAUGCAGAAAACAGUGUUGCUAAGCAUGGGAACCAUUGACCUAUACAGAUCAAGUGAUCCAUACCAAAGACAGCCAAGAUCUCCUCGAAAAAACAAACAGUUCAUUGCAGACAACUUUUGCAUGCGUGGCCUGUCUAACUUUUAUCCUGAUUUAACGAAACGGAUCCGUACUUCCUAUCAGAGUAUGACUGAGCUCACUGAUAGUCCUGUUCCUUUGGAGCUUGAGCGCUGCAAGUCUCCCACUUCAGGAUUUGCUACCAGAACUCCAGAGACAGCACCAGGCUUUUAUAGGAAUGAAUUAUCAGCUGUGAAACAGAGAAACCAUCAUUUACCAGUUAAAGGAUCAAGAAAGUUAAGUCUGCCAACAGAUCUUAAGACUGAUCUUGAUCAUGUAAAUGGACACUGCACCAGCCCUACUUCUCAGAGUUGCAGUUCUGGAAAACGUCUUUCUAGUGCUGAUGUUUCAAAAGUAAAUCGCUGGGGUCCUGGAAGACCACCAUUCCGAAAGGCACAGUCAGCUGCUUGCAUGGAAGUUUCUCUACCAGUCACAACAGAAGAAAGCCGAGAAAACUCCUAUAAUCGUUCUAGAAGUUCUAGUAUCUCCAGCAUUGACAAAGACUCUAAGGAAGCAAUUACAUCUUUAUACUUCAUGGAAUCCUUUGCACGGAAAAAUGACAUGACAAUCUCCCCAUGUCUGUGGGUUGGAACUAGUCUGGGUAUGGUGUUAAUGAUCUCCUUUAACCUGCCUUCAACAGAUGAACAAAGGUAUACAGAGCCAGUCCUGGUAUCUCCAAGUGGUACAUUACUGACACUAAAAGGAGCUGUUCUAACAUUUUCUUGUAUGGACCGUCUGGGGGGAUUAAUGCAUCCACCAUAUGAAGUUUGGCGGGACCCAAACAGUCUGGAUGAUAAUGAAAAAGGAAAAAAAAGGAAACUUGUCAUGAAUUCCCCACCAUCUUCCCAGGAAAUGGGAGAUCAUCAAUACGCAGUUGUCUGCUCAGAAAAACAAGCCAAAGUCUUCUCAUUGCCUUCCCAGACUUGCCUUUAUGUUCAUAACAUCACGGAGACAUCCUUCAUAUUGCAAGCAGCUGUGGUAGUCAUGUGUAACAGUGCCUGUCUGGCCUGCUUUUGUGCCAAUGGCCACAUCAUGAUAAUGAGCCUACCUAGUCUCCGCCCAAUGUUGGAUGUUAAUUAUCUGCCUCUAACAGAUAUGAGGAUAGCACGGACAUUUUGUUUUACCAAUGAAGGCCAAGCACUAUAUCUCGUCUCUCCCACUGAAAUACAGCGGUUGACUUACAGUCAAGAAAUGUGCGACAAUCUACAGGACAUGCUAGGAGAAUUAUUUACUCCAGUAGAAACACCUGAAGCUCAGAACAGAGGCUUCCUCAAGGGACUGUUUGGUGGAAGUGGACAAACAUUUGACAGAGAAGAGUUAUUUGGGGAGGCUUCGGCUGGAAAAGCGUCCAAGAGCCUCGCCCAGCACAUUCCCGGGCCCGGCGGGAUCGAAGGAGUCAAAGGGGCCGCCGGAGGGGUGAUGGGCGAGCUGACGCGCGCGCGGAUCGCGCUGGACGAGCGGGGCCAGCGGCUGGGCGAGCUCGAGGAGAAGACGGCCGGCAUGAUGACCAGCGCGGAGGCCUUCUCCAAACACGCGCACGAGUUGAUGCUGAAAUAUAAGGAUAAGAAAUGGUACCAGUUUUAAGGCUGCUACAGAGACUGCAACAGCACUAAGAAAUCAUCCUUCAGGGAAACAAUUUAUUCCCAGCAUCACCAUUCAACUGCUAGAAGCCACAGUUUCUUCUGUGAAAUGUUUCACAGUGAUUCAUCUGAGGUUACCACAAGGGAGAUUUAAACAGGGGAGGUUGUCAACCCAAAGACUGGACCCCCGACUUAGAUUGGUCUUCUAAUGUCCAUUCCAAGAUUCUGUUGUAAACUUGCCUUCUCCCAAGUGGAAUGGAGCUGUCAUCUCGGCAUGUAGUUUUUCUGAGGCAUUCUGUGUAAGAACCACGGGGAGUCUUUCUGGCUAAAAAUAUCCUGUACAAACUAAAACAUUAAUGCACUUAAUAAAAAAAACAAAAACCUUUGCAUGAUAAA
Molecule: messenger RNA, 4289 nt
Organism: Sarcophilus harrisii (Tasmanian devil)
Lineage: Eukaryota; Metazoa; Chordata; Mammalia; Dasyuromorphia; Dasyuridae
Gene: STXBP5L
Product: syntaxin binding protein 5 like
Exons: 30
Coding region: 199-3897 (1232 amino acids)
Biological process (GO): regulation of protein secretion; regulation of exocytosis
Cellular component (GO): plasma membrane; cytoplasm; SNARE complex
Molecular function (GO): myosin II binding; syntaxin binding; GTPase activator activity
Source: RefSeq, a predicted model, not a curated record